Gadus macrocephalus (Pacific cod) is the source of this 930-nucleotide messenger RNA. RefSeq lists its product as uncharacterized. The record is from RefSeq and is a predicted model, not a curated record. The transcript is spliced from 3 exons. NCBI's taxonomy places the organism in Eukaryota, Metazoa, Chordata, Actinopteri, Gadiformes, Gadidae. Gene Ontology annotation, biological process: DNA catabolic process. The coding region runs from base 152 to 757 and encodes 201 amino acids. Gene Ontology annotation, cellular component: cytoplasm. Gene Ontology annotation, molecular function: 3'-5'-DNA exonuclease activity; nucleic acid binding.
CCUACCUGGUUUGUUUCUGUUUAACAAAAACGAAAGUCAAGUCGUCCUUUAAUGGUAAACCCAGUAUUCUUUAUCUCAAGUUAAAGUCGCUUUGCCUUCCGCUACACAUUUGCGGAGUUUUGUCAUCAUUGAAUUCCUGUCCAUUUCCGAUAUGCAGUCCACGGCCUCUCUUGAGAGACCUUUAGUCUUCUUUGACCUGGAGACCAGCAAACUGGAGACCCAACCAGAUUCAUCAGAAACAAGAGGGGGUGAUAUCAUCCAGCUGGCGGCCAUCAGCGGAGUUCAGACCUUCAAUGUGUAUAUUAUGCCUCAGAGCGACAUCGACAUUCACACCACGGCGAGUACAGGCUUCAUGGUCGCAGGUGGCAAACUUGUGAAGAACUUUGGAACAGCCGUUUCCACCAUCCCCUUGCACGAGGCCCUGACCUCCUUCUACGACUUCCUGCGGUCUUUUAACAGACCCAUACUGCUGGCUGCGCACAAAGCCCAAGACUUUUCCCUACCUAUACUGAAGAACGCGCUGAUCAGGUGUUACCUCGCCCAGCAGUUCCACGAGCUGGGCCCCAGUUUUUUGGACAUCUACCUACUCAGUAAGGUGCUCUGUCCAGGGUUAGACAGCCAUGAACAAGAGGAUCUGUUGUACCCCUUCUUGGGAAAACCCAACAACCACAAUGCAUUGGAGAAUGUUACGGCUCUGCAGUCCAUGUACGGGGUUUGGAAUCCCAACCAAGAGUCUGUGACUCAGUGUUUAAUCUAGCAGUGCUUUUUGAUUUAUUGACAACAGGGUAGUUGUAGAUGCCUGUCUGAGAGUCUCUCCAAAGAUUUGUAGUUAAUUUCAGAAAUUCAAGUAAAUAAUUGCAAUGUUCUUUGCUUAAGGGUACUAUUCGGCUUCAGUGGUCCAUUCAAAAAAAUAAAAGAGAAAAAUUGACA